AUGGGGGACGUGGUCUCGGAUAAGUCCAUCAUCUCUUGGAACGAGCUCCGAAGACACUGUACGACCGGAGACUGCUGGAUUAUUGUUCAUUCCAAGGUGUAUAAUGUUACUGAGUUUCUUGGAGACCAUCCCGGUGGAGCAGCAAUCAUCCUGAAAUAUGCCGGUUCGGAUGCAACACAAGCAUAUAAUGAAGUUCAUGCACCAGGGCUUAUAGACGAGGCGUUAUCUCAAAGACACUUUAAAGGCCAUAUUGACCCACUUAGUCUGCCAAAGAAAGAGGAGACAGUAACGAUGCAAACUACUCAAGAAGCUAAAAAGAAUCUGGUUGAAGAGAAAUCCAUCCCGGACAUUCCGCAUCUACAUACGCUGCUUUCUGUAGCAGACUUUGAAGCUGUCGCCCAAAAGAAAUUCACUGGAAAAACCUUUGCUUUCUACUCAUCAGCGGCCACAGAUCUCAUUUCGCAUCGUGAUAACCUAGAAAGUUUCCGGAAUUUACUAUUAAGGCCGCGCGUGCUCCGCAAUGUAAAGGAUGUCUCGAUAUCUCGUCGCAUCCUGGGCUAUGAGAGCAGCGCCCCUUUCUUUGUUAGUCCCGCAGCAAUGGCUAAGUUAGCCCAUCCAGACGGUGAAUUGGCGAUUGCGCGAGCUUGUGCAGAGGACAACGUCAUUCAAAUUAUUUCGACUAAUGCCUCAUAUCCUCUCCAAGACAUUGUUGCCGCUGGGCGUCCCGGCCAGACAUUCUUCUUGCAGCUUUAUGUCAACUCUGAGCGCCGAAAGACAGAGCAAUUACUCAUCAAGGCCCGCAAGUUGGGAAUAAGAGCCAUUUUUGUGACGGUCGACGCGCCCAUUCCUGGAAAGCGAGAAGCCGAUGAGCGCAUCUCGGCGGAGAAAUUUGUCUCUGCAAUGAGCGGUGCGAUAGCUAUCAACGACAAGAAAGGGGGUGGACUGGGCCGAGUCAUGGCUCAGUAUAUCGAUUCAUCUUUGAAUUGGGAGGAUCUGACUUGGAUCAGGAGGGUUUCGGGCCUACCAAUCGUCUUGAAAGGUGUACAGACAGCUGCGGAUGCGAAACUAGCAGCUCAGCAUGGCUGUGAAGGAAUUUUGUUGAGCAACCAUGGAGGAAGAUCAUUGGAUACAGUGCAACCAGCGAUAUUAACACUGAUGGAAAUCCACAAGGAAUGCCCGGAAAUCUUGAACAAGCUGGAAAUAUAUGUCGACGGAGGUAUCCGACGAGGAACAGACAUCUUAAAGGCGCUGGCAUUAGGGGCAACGGCUGUCGGCGUUGGUCGGCCAUACCUGUACUCGCUGGCCUAUGGACAGGAAGGCGUCCAGCACUUAACUGAAAGUAGUGAAGUUCUCAAAGAUGAGCUUGUAUCCACGCUGAAGCUCAGUGGGAUCACAGAUGCCAAUCAAGCCCAUCCGGGGAUGAAUACGAUAACAGAGAAUGAUUAUUCUUUCUAUAAUAUGUCUCUACUCGUUCGUAUGGCUCAUAAACUACGCCAGAAGCAAAAAGGGCCCAGUUUCUUAGAAAUUCUUUACGAAUGGAUGCAAGGUCAAAAGAACAUUAACAAAAUACUUGACGGAUGGAACAAGAAACAUGGACCUAUCGUGCAUGCCAGAACUGGUGCAAAAACAUUCAAUAUCUUGUACACGCGCCAGGCAGCGCACGAUCUCCUGGAGAAAAGGGCUGCGAUAUAUAGCUCACGAGCCCCUUCGAUAUUUCUCGAUAAAUACUUACACAACGGGCUAGCAUCUGCGUUCAUGCCGCAUGGGACUAAAUGGAGGCUACAUCGACGACUGCACUCAAACUUUCUCAAUAUCAAAGUUUCCAAAGCGUAUCAAAGCCUGCAGGAUAUUAAAAGCAGAUAUGUAAUGCGUGGACUGCUUUCGUCAAAUGACUAUGCUGGCUUGUUUUAUCGAUAUACGUCGAGCAUUAUGUUUGCGCUUACGUAUGGAGGCGGAAUGAUGGAAAUGGAUGACGACGGCAAUGCGAAUGAACACCACCACAAUCACAGCAGGCUACAUCAGAUAAACGAAAUGGCUACAUUCAUUCUCCAGAAUGCCUCUGCAGGCCCAUUAUUGCUUGAUAUUCUCCCUAUCCUCGACUACUUGCCGGUAAAUAUGUGUAUGACAUGGCGGGACAAAGCUCGUGAACUUCAUGAACAACCUACAAAAGCGUAUAUUGAAUGUGCCAGCGCUGCCCUCGGGCCUGAUCAUUGCUGA
Talaromyces atroroseus is the source of this 2217-nucleotide messenger RNA. RefSeq lists its product as hypothetical. Gene Ontology annotation, molecular function: heme binding; monooxygenase activity; oxidoreductase activity, acting on paired donors, with incorporation or reduction of molecular oxygen. Lineage: Eukaryota; Fungi; Ascomycota; Eurotiomycetes; Eurotiales; Trichocomaceae. The transcript is spliced from 5 exons. The coding region runs from base 1 to 2217 and encodes 738 amino acids. The record is from RefSeq and is a predicted model, not a curated record.